Messenger RNA from Quercus robur (English oak), 1596 nucleotides. Its product is annotated as protein trichome birefringence-like 38. Gene Ontology annotation, cellular component: Golgi apparatus. The transcript is spliced from 5 exons. NCBI's taxonomy places the organism in Eukaryota, Viridiplantae, Streptophyta, Magnoliopsida, Fagales, Fagaceae. Gene Ontology annotation, molecular function: O-acetyltransferase activity. The record is from RefSeq and is a predicted model, not a curated record. Bases 68 to 1237 code for a protein of 389 amino acids.
AGCAUGACUUCAUCGUAGCUUUCUCUCCCAAGUAUAAUCCCAUGUCUUCUUUUCCCUAUAAAAUCCCAUGUCACGGACUUCUUUAAUUCACAGUUCUGUCUUUGUGUCACAUACUUUCAUAAUCAAAGACCCAAAAACCGAGAUGGGAUUUCGUUCCCAGGCCUUAAUCUCUUGGCUUCUUCAAGUUCUGCUCUUGUUGUUGUCUUUGGAGCAAGCAAAAGCUGUACAGUUCAACAAUGUGACCAGCUUAACAAGAGGAAAGAAGCAAGUGAGUGGUUGCAAUUUGUUCCGAGGCAAAUGGGUUAUUGAUCCUUCAUAUCCUCUCUAUGAUUCAAGCUGUCCAUACAUAGACCCUGAGUUUAAUUGCCAGAAGUAUGGUAGACCUGAUAAGCAGUACCUUAAGUAUGCUUGGAAACCUGACUCCUGUGACUUACCCAGGUUUGAUGGGAUUGGAUUUUUGAGUAAGUGGAGAGGGAAGAAGAUAAUGUUUGUGGGUGACUCACUGAGUCUGAACAUGUGGGAAUCGUUAUCAUGUAUGAUUCGUGCGUCGGUACCCAGUGCUAAAAACAGCUUUGUGAGGAAAGAGUUACAGUCCUCUGUGACUUUCCAGGACUAUGGAGUGAGUUUGAUUUAUUACAAAACAACAUACCUUGUAGACAUAGUGAGAGAAGACGUGGGGCGAGUGCUGAACCUAGACUCAAUCCAAGGUGGAAAUUCAUGGACAGGGAUGGACAUGCUGAUCUUCAACACGUGGCAUUGGUGGACCCACACAGGAAACUCUCAGCCGUGGGAUUAUAUCAGAGUGGGGACCAGUUUGUAUAAGGAUAUGGACCGAAUAACAGCAUUUAAUAGGGGUCUCAACACAUGGGCUAGUUGGGUUAAUCAAAAUGUUAAUCCUUCCAAAACCAAGGUCUUCUUUCAAGGGAUUUCUCCCACCCAUUAUCAGGGCAAGGAGUGGAAUCAACCCAAAAAGACUUGUUCUGGGCAAGUUGGACCCCUAACUGGGUCAACCUAUCCGGCAGGUGCCCCUCCGGCUGUUGCAGUGGUGAACAAUGUGUUAAGCACAAUUAAGAAAACAGUUUAUUUGCUUGACAUAACAACACUCUCACAGUUAAGAAAAGAUGCUCAUCCCUCAUCUUAUAGUGGUGAGCAUUCAGGCAAUGACUGCAGCCACUGGUGCCUUCCUGGAUUACCCGAUACCUGGAAUCAGCUCCUAUACGCAGCUCUCAGCAAGUGAUUGCUAACUCAAAGAAACAAUUUCAAAAAUUUUCCAAAUCAUUGUUUAGUAAAUUUAGGAGGGGGGUACUUAAAUAUCUCAUUUUAGUUCAUUGGUGGAUUAUAAAAAGCGGGGCAAAGAUCAAUUGUAAAGUAAUUGAUUAUUUCAAACAGAAUAAAUUAUUGGGCAUGCAGAAGAAGAUGGCAUUGCAUAUUGUGAUUAGGAAAGCAAGAACUCAACGCUGAGAAACCUUAAAUUUGUUCAGUUAAGAGUUCUAAUCUAUUGUUUUCAAAAUUGAAAUCUAGUGUUGUUCAUCUAGUAUCAACUAUGUACUACUGUAAUGGUACAAUUUAAUAAAUAUUGCAAAAGUUUUUAGAUCC